Molecule: messenger RNA, 954 nt
Organism: Trypanosoma theileri
Lineage: Eukaryota; Euglenozoa; Kinetoplastea; Trypanosomatida; Trypanosomatidae
Exons: 1
Coding region: 1-954 (317 amino acids)
Cellular component (GO): cytosol; COP9 signalosome
Source: RefSeq, a predicted model, not a curated record
AUGACAGAAGAGGAAGAAGAGGGGGUGGAGUUCACAAAGGCGCAUGUGGCGUCUCUCAUCGCCUCCCGCGAUAUUGAUGGUUUGACGUCAUUUCUGCAACGUUUACCGCCCGGCCCAACACUACAGUCACUCGCGGCCUUCGCAAUGCGAGGAGAACUGCCAGCACAGAGUGAUGAAGCCUCUUUAGUGUUGCUCACAAAAUUACUUAACAGUGCAAUGCAAACAAACAGCUACGCGACGGUGGAGACAGAGUGUAUGCGAGGACUCGCACUGUAUAAGUCGCUCGCCAUGAAACCAGAGGCAAAUGUUGUAGUGAACGAGUUUCUUCAUGCCUUUGCUACACUACUUGCGGCACGACAGCGCUUCACAGAGUCCUCGCAACGAUUUUAUGAUUUAUACAUGCGAACCAAAGGUCUUUCUCACCUUCGUAAAGCCAUAGUGUGUGCCAUUCAGGCAGAUGCAACUGUAACACGUUCGCGACUCUUGGGAUUAUUUUACAAGGAUGAGAAUGCGGUAUUACUUGGGGAGUUGUACACGAUUUUGGGUCGUGCACAUAAUUUUCACGUACUGCGACAGAGUGAUCUACAACGAUUUCUCCCAUAUGUGGAACCUUCACCCACUGCUGUUGCCGCAGUCACACGAGCCUUUGUUCAGCAUAACCUACAAGCUGUUUCUCGUGUUUAUUACAAUAUUGGUUUCGCAGAACUUGGAUUACUUCUUGGUAUUACUGCAACAGAGGCAGAGAGACUUGUAGCUCAAAUGGUGACGGAGCGUCGCUUAGAUGCGCGCCUCGAUCAGACCACAGAGACUGUUAUCUUUGCUCAGUCAGAUAAUGCAUCUGUUAUGGCAGCAUGGGAUGCAAAGACUACUUCAAUAUGUGAGGAAUUAGCCCAUGUAGCGGAUCUUAUCGUCAGUCGUCACCCUGAAUUCAAUGAUUACCUCUUGCUUAAAUGA